Carya illinoinensis is the source of this 1377-nucleotide messenger RNA. Its product is annotated as GATA transcription factor 1. Gene Ontology annotation, biological process: regulation of DNA-templated transcription. The record is from RefSeq and is a predicted model, not a curated record. The coding region runs from base 166 to 942 and encodes 258 amino acids. The transcript is spliced from 2 exons. NCBI's taxonomy places the organism in Eukaryota, Viridiplantae, Streptophyta, Magnoliopsida, Fagales, Juglandaceae. Gene Ontology annotation, molecular function: zinc ion binding; sequence-specific DNA binding.
AAAACCCUCCGCAAACAAAUAUAGCCAAAGCAAAGAACUGGAAAAAGCUCUCUCUCUCUCUCUCUCUCUCUCUCUCCCCUCCCCCUCUCUCUGUGUCUCUGGGUGAAAAAAUAAGGAAAGUUCUUUUCGUGGGUUGGGUUCUUUCUCUCUGUCUCUCUGUUCGUAAUGGAAGCUCCUGACACGACGACUUGCUUUGUUGACGACCUGCUGGACUUCGCGUCGGAUAUAGGCGAGGAAGACGACGACGAGGACAAACCUAGAAAGGCUCCUCCUCCACUUAACCCUCGCGGGCAUGGACCCUUGUCGUUCAACCUUUUGGGCUCGGACGAUCCUGGCCUUCCAUCCUCUGAGGAGCUUGCUGAGGAGGACCUGGAAUGGAUAUCGAACAAAGACGCGUUCCCAGCGGUGGAAACAUUCGUAGAGAUACUCUCGGAGCAUCCGAGGAGCAUAUCCAAGCACCACAGCCCGGUCUCGGUGCUCGAAGGCAGCACCACAAGCAGCCUCACCAACAGCACCACCAAUAGUAGUACACUCGUGAGUUGCUGUGGCAGCCUCAAGUUCCCCGUGCGAGCUCGCAGCAAGCGCCACCAAAAGCGUCGCAGUUACAAGCCGUGCCAGCUGCAGCUAUGGUGGAGCCGACAACAAGCGACUACCAAGAAUGUCAAACCAGUAGCGUCUACGGCGACGAUCGGGAGGAAAUGUCAGCAUUGUGGGUCUGAAAAGACCCCGCAAUGGCGGGCAGGUCCUUUGGGGCCCAAAACCCUGUGUAAUGCUUGUGGGGUGCGAUACAAGUCCGGUAGGCUCGUGCCCGAGUACCGCCCGGCGAGUAGCCCCUCGUUCUCCGCCGAGUUGCAUUCUAAUUCUCACAGGAAGAUACUGGAGAUGAGGAAACAGAAACAUACGGGAAUGGGAAUGGUGGUGACGUCUGUGGAUAAAGGGUAGAGUAGAAUAUCUAAAAAAUUUUACAUUUUAGCGUAGUUAGGAGUUAGGGGUUUGUUAUAAUGGCAGGUUAGGGUGGUUAGUGAAAGGUCAUUUGUUUUAAUCAACGUCUGGUAGGGGGAAUUUUUGACUUUAGUGUGUUUGGUUACGCCAUAGACUAGAAACAGAGGAUAGCGUUCUUUGGUUUCGCCCAAUUUAAUUCUUUGUUUUAUUGCUGUUUGGAUUGGAGAAUCGAGAUAUGGGAGAGAUUAAGGUGAAAGAAAAAAAAAAUUGUGGAAUGCUGCAUUGUGGGGCUUUGGUGAUUUGCUUGGUUGAGACUUGAGAGAAGUGGUAGUUUUGCUCUUCGACUUCUGAAUCCUUUUUUCGCUAAAGACGAUGUACUAGUUUGGCUGUUCUACUUAUUGCUGCAAUCCACAAACUGGUUUUUGUUCUCUCUCA